Pseudophryne corroboree (corroboree frog) is the source of this 3590-nucleotide messenger RNA. Its product is annotated as serine/threonine-protein kinase D1-like. Gene Ontology annotation, molecular function: ATP binding; protein kinase activity. Lineage: Eukaryota; Metazoa; Chordata; Amphibia; Anura; Myobatrachidae. The coding region runs from base 623 to 3103 and encodes 826 amino acids. The transcript is spliced from 19 exons. The record is from RefSeq and is a predicted model, not a curated record. Gene Ontology annotation, biological process: protein phosphorylation.
UCUCUGAAGUUGUUCACAAAAAAAAAACCUACUUGAGACUGAGAGAUGUUGAGAGAGGAAAGUUUGAGAAGUCUGCACACAGUCAUACAGGGACUGUGGAAAGCUGGUGGAGGUCUCGGACGCGUUACCUGUGGUAAGAGAAAGAAGACAAAACAGAAGAACACUUGAGUGUAUUUAACUUCACCCUUUAAAAACAAAAAAUGCUUCUCAAUUAAAGUGAACAAUGGAUGCACUGAUCUCUUCAAAGCUUUAUUUAGAAUGAGUUAUGCACAUUUGGAUUUCUUGGAACUUUGUGAAAAGGACUAAAACAUGAGAGGACUGUAUUCCAGUUCAAAUAUACUUGGCUGGAGUUUUCAAUUUUGGUUUACUAAUGAAUAAUUAUCAGUUACUGUAACUUUUUACAAUUUGGUUUCCCUUUGAGAGUGAUUCCUUGCAUCACAAUAUUUUUGGUGUGGUAGAGGAAAGGUAUUACAGUGACCAAGAAGCAGAUAAAUUACUUUUUUCUUUUUAUCCAUGUGAUUUACAAUUAAUAUUUUUCUUUGGAAUAAUUUUCCAGUGAACCCGUGACAGUCGGUAGAACGUUAUUUCUUCAAUAUUAAUUUCAUACUUUUGGCUUUUCACAAUGACUUUGGAGAAAGUCACUCAGGGAAAAACAACAGUCAGGCUUCAGAUCGGUCUGUGCCGUGAGGCCUAUCAUCUGCAUCCAUUUGAGACCAACUAUAGCACUGUGAAGAGGCUGGCUGUGGACCUUGUAGAGAAGAAGUACCCUGAAUAUGGAUUUCUGGGAGUUUCUGAAAAGAUCCAACUCUUCCGUCACAAUCUUAGUUCAGAAAAUGUCCUGGAGCGACUUCUACUCAGUAGUUCCAUCACUGAAGGAGAUUUGGUUGAAGUUGUGCUGCCAGCUUCUGUGUCCCUUGACUUCUCAAUUCGGCCUCACAUCCUCCUAGUGCACUCUUACAAAUCUCCGGCCUUCUGUGACUACUGUGGAGAAAUGUUGUUUGGCCUGGUGAGACAAGGCCUAAAAUGCCAAGGAUGCAGCCUUAAUUAUCACAAGCGUUGUGCAUUUAAGAUACCCAAUAAUUGCAGGGGGGUAAAGAGAGGUCACCUUUCCAGCCGCUCAUUUACAGGAGCAAGUUCUAUCACCAAGCAAAGAGCCGUGACAUUGCCGACUGGAGGAAGCCUGGAAGACUUAGGGGGACAUAACACAGAGCAGCAGGCUUUGUUGCAGGGUAAUAUGAAGAAGUCUCGUAUUCCCUCCUUCAGAGGACGUCCUAUAUGGAAGGAUUGGCAAGACAUGAACAGAGUGAAGGUCCCACACACUUUUCAGGUGCACACGUACACACGUCCCACCAUCUGUCAGCACUGUAGACGCCUCCUGAAGGGACUUUUCAGACAGGGCAUGCAAUGCAAAGAUUGUCGAUUUAACUGUCACAGACGGUGUGUGCCAGACGUACCAGAUGAAUGCCUGGGAGAGGUAUCCAAUACUGAUGGAGAAGAUGGAGAAAAUUUUAACCAUGAAAUUGAAGAUGAAAGUGACAAUGAGAGACCAUCCAGCCUCAGUGGAAGUGCACAGGAAGAAGAGGGCAUUUCUGUUAAGAGUACAGAAAGCACAGUUUGUCCAUGUGAGAACCCGAUGUUUGACAGUAACUUCAUCCCACUCAUGAGAGUGGUGCAGUCGGUGCGAUAUAACAAGAAGAAGAACAGCUAUGUUCUAAUGGAGGGCUGGCUUGUCCAUUUCACUAGCAAGGACAGCAUGAGGAAGAAGCAUUACUGGCAACUGGAUAGUAAAUGUAUCACCUUAUUCCAUAAUGAGACUGGUGGCAAGUUUUACAAGGAGCUGGCACUCUCUGAUAUACUUCAUAUUGAGGCAUUUGAUAAAAAAGUAAAUGGACUCACAAAGGAUGGGGAAACACCUCACUGCUUUGAGCUACUGACAGACGCCUUAGUGUAUUAUGUUGGAGAGCGGCGCCCCAGUGCACAGGCUGGUCAGAGUCGGGCAGAUUCUGGAGAUACCUGGUACAGAAUGAUCCGUCAAGCCCUGAUGGCAGGAAUGAAUGAGAGCACCACACCAAAGGAUUUAGCUCCGUCAACUAUUCCAGGGGAAUAUCUUGCACCACAGCAGAAUUUGGAUAUCAGUCACAUGUACCAGAUCUUCCCCGAUGAAGUUCUAGGCUCAGGACAAUUUGGCAUUGUGUAUGGAGGAAAGCAUCGAAAAACUGGGAGAGAUAUUGCGGUAAAGAUUAUUGAUAAACUCAGAUUUCCUAGCAGACAAGAAAGUCAGCUCAGAAAUGAGGUGGCCAUACUCCAGAACCUGCGCUUUGCUGCUGUUGUUGACCUUGAAGCUAUGUGUGAGACUCCGGAGCGGAUCUAUGUGGUGAUGGAGAAGCUACAUGGUGACAUGUUGGAAAUGAUCCUGUCCAGUGACAAGGGCAGACUUCCUGAAAGGAUCACCAGGUUUAUUGUAACUCAGAUAUUGAUGGCCCUGCGGCACCUUCAUUCUAAGAAUAUUGUACACUGUGACCUCAAACCAGAAAAUGUCCUUUUGGCAACGGAAGAUGCAUUCCCACAAAUAAAACUUUGUGAUUUCGGCUUUGCUCGCAUUAUCGGUGAAAAGUCUUUCCGGAGGUCAGUCGUUGGGACUCCUGCUUACUUGGCUCCUGAAGUUUUGAGGAACAGUGGCUACAAUCGUUCCCUGGACAUGUGGUCAGUUGGUGUGAUCAUCUAUGUCAGCCUUAGUGGCACCUUUCCCUUUAACGAGGAUGAAGAUAUAAAUGAUCAGAUCCGGAAUGCAGCUUUUAUGUUUCCAAAGAACCCAUGGAAUGAGAUUUCAAAUGAUGCAAUUGCCCUUAUUAGCAGUUUGUUACAAGUUCAAAUCAGAAGAAGAUUCAGCGUUGACAAGGCUUUGAGUCACCCAUGGAUGCAGGACUUUCAGACUUGGCUGGACCUACGGGAGUUGGAGACCAGAGUUGGACAACGAUACAUCACCCAUGAAAGUGAUGAUGCACGUUGGCAGAGAUUUGCAGGACAAUGUGGCAUUGAAUACCCUCAGCACUUUGUCAUGGGACCUCAAUAUGAUGAAACUGAAGAAGAAGAUGAAGAGUAAAAGUUAAUUUUAACCUUACAAGUGCAGACUGCUGUUUGGCUGCCCAAAGACAUUGCACUGCAGGCAAUACAUUAAGAACUUAGUAAACAACAAUUUCAUAUCUCUAAGGCUCAAAGAAGUGCAAUGAAGUCUUGAUAAACAAUGAGUAGUGGAAAGCAAGAAGAUCCAUCUGAUGUUUGUGCAAUAACAAGAAAAAGAAGUGUUCAUAUGUUUAUAUAUGUGAUAUGUUUAUAUAUAUAUAUAUAUAUUUCGUAUAUGGCAAAAAGCGUAAGGAUUAUCCAUGUACAAUCCUAUUAUCUGCCCCUCUUUGUAGCAUAACAGGUUUAUAUUCAUUACAACUGGUUUCAAAGUGUAGACCCAAGAAAUAAUCCAGUCAUAAUCACAUUUUCCUGGCCUGUUCUACUUAUUAGCUAUAUUUUAUUUUUCUUUAAAAAACUGAAAGUGAUAUUUUGUGUUUACGCUCAUGAACAAGAGAGUAUUUAUCUUU